This is a messenger RNA of Onychostruthus taczanowskii (white-rumped snowfinch), 1033 nucleotides long. It is a transcript of the gene IL12B, whose product is annotated as interleukin 12B. The transcript has 7 exons. Gene Ontology annotation, molecular function: protein binding. NCBI's taxonomy places the organism in Eukaryota, Metazoa, Chordata, Aves, Passeriformes, Passeridae. The coding region runs from base 35 to 1033 and encodes 332 amino acids. The record is from RefSeq and is a predicted model, not a curated record.
GGAGUGAGCGAGUUCCUGGGGUUGGAGAGGUGGGAUGAGAAGGAACAACUGGAUGGACAAACCUCUGAUGUGCUGUUUGCCUAUGUCUCCCCUCCUCUGUGCCUUACUGUCCCUGUUUUCCUUUGCUGCCCUACUGGAAAGUGCCCAGUGGAAACUGCAGGAAAAUGUGUUUGUCAUCGACUCCCAGUGGGACGCCGAGGCCCCGGCCACCACGGUGGAGCUCAGCUGUGCCAGCCCCGAGGAGGCAGUUUACUGGAGAAAGGACUCCAGUCCUUUCCAGGAAGGAAAACAAAGAGGGAAGACUCUGAGAGUGGCAGUGAAGGAGCUCCCGGACGCCGGCAACUACAGCUGUGUGAGCGAGGAGAGCCACAGGGUGCUGAGCUCCAUCCUCCUCCUCAUGGCCAGGAUCAGCCCCAGCGGCCACAUGAUGAGGGACAUCCUCAGAGCCUUCGAGGAGCCCAACAGAACAUUUCUGAAGUGUGAGGCAAAGAACUACUCUGGAAUUUUCACAUGUUCCUGGAUGACAGACUAUAACCCAAAUGUGAAGUUCACCAUCAGAAGCCUGGAAGGCCCCCAGGGUGAUGUGUCCUGCAGCAGCCCCGUGGCUGUCACCGAGGGGGCCCUGACCACCUACACAGCCCAGUGCCACAAGGAGAGCUUCUGUCCCUUUGCUGAGGAGCAGCAGCCCAUCGACAUCACCCUGGAGGCCAUUGAUGAGGUGUUGUAUGAGAACUACAGCGCCAGCUUCUUCAUCAGGGACAUCAUAAAGCCUGAUCCCCCCCAGUGCCAGUACGUGGCCAGCAAUGGAACAGUGACCUGGACAUACCCCAGGACCUGGAGCACCCCAAACUCCUACUUCCCUUUGACUUUCAAGGUCAAAGUUAAAAGCACAAAGAGACACAGAUACCAGGUGUACGACACGGAGGAGCAGUGGGUGCAGCUGCCAGCCCCCGGGCCAGCAGAGGUGUGGGUGCAGGCCAGGGACUGCUGCUACCUCAGCUCCUGGAGCCAGUGGUCCUCGCCCUGCAGGUAA